Molecule: messenger RNA, 839 nt
Organism: Owenia fusiformis
Lineage: Eukaryota; Metazoa; Annelida; Polychaeta; Sabellida; Oweniidae
Source: the annotation of a GenBank genome assembly
GUACAUUGGUGUUUUGAUAUUAUCCCUUUAAAGUUAAGCUAUAUAAUACGUGUACUCGCAGUGCAUCUCAGUUGUACAACGACAACAACGUCAACAACAACAACAUCAUGAACAUGAUUUUGCCGGCUCUUGCAGUGCUCUUGCUUUGUGUGGCACAAAGCAAUGCUCAAUAUUUCUGGGUUAACAUGCCGAGCAACACCUGCAUUAAAGAUCAUAACGAUAAAACUUUUUCCUCAGUCCCAGAUAGACAGGCCUGUAGGCAGAAAUGUGAAGAUGAAACAACAUUCACAUGUAGGUCCAUAGAUUACGCAACAAGUACUGGCCAAUGCCACCUUUCUGUCUCAUAUACUGGGAACGUGCAAAUAGACGCCCCAUGUGAUCCUGUCUUUCAGUAUUCCGAGAGACGAGAACCAUCAUGCUGGACCUGGAGUAACCUGGACAACACAUGCAUAAAAGGUCAAAACAUAGCUACAUUUACGACUUCUUCAAUGUGUGAGUGCAAAGAGAAAUGUACAAAUUAUGUUCCGACGACGUGUCGAUCAGUUGACUAUAAAGCAUCAACCCAGACUUGCUAUCUUCAAGCGGCAAUGGGUGUGGUGGAGUACACCCCCUACUUGGAUCGGUCUUUCUCCUACCCAACUCUGACGUAUAUGUAUGGGUGGGCAGUUAUACCUUACACAAACAAUGAUAUUAAUCUAAUGGAAGGACUGCACAAAGAGAUCGGAAAACGCAUCCAGACACUGCCAAAGAAUACACCGGACCCUGUUGCCACAAGUUUGCUUGGAUGGAUGUCUGUUAGAGCAGAAAUUGACUGUGAUAGAUUAAUGGUUUUGUCUUAA